AUGUCGUCCCACAAGACUACCGAUUAUGAUACCAUCGUUGUCGGCGCAGGCUUCGGUGGUAUUCGGUCGCUCUGGGAACUUAGUCAGCUAGGCCUAACCGCAAAGUGCUUCGAGGCUGGAUCAGAUGUGGGCGGCGCAUGGUAUUGGAAUCGCUAUCCUGGAGCCCGAACAGAUAGUGAAGCAUGGGUGUACAGUAUGAACUUUGCGCCCGAGUUGAGGGACGAAUGGGAUUAUCGUGAGCGGUACCCUUCUCAGGAAGAGGUUCAGCGGUAUUUAGGCCGCGUUGUUGAUCGAUUCGAUCUGCGCAAGAAUAUUGAGUUCAACACGCGUAUCGGGGCCGCGCAUUACAAUGAUGCUGAGAGCACCUGGACGAUUACCACCGCAAACGGAAUUUCCGCGACUUGCCGCUACUUCCUCCCUGCGACCGGGCCUUUGUCGGUUACAAAAGAUCCGCCUUUUGCAGGGCUCAAGUCAUACACUGGCGAGUGGUAUCAAGCAUCCAAUUGGCCCAAGCACAAAGUCGAUUUCCACGGGAAGCGCAUCGCAAUUGUUGGCACCGGCGCUACAGGAGUCCAGAUCAUUCCCAAGGUUGCCCCUGUUGCCAAGGAGUUGACAGUGUUUCAACGUACUCCGAACUACGUGCUUCCGGGGCGAAACUAUGUCAUCGACGAGCAUCAGGCUGCGGAAAUCAAGCACAACUAUGAUGCCACAUGGAAUCAUGCAAGCUCGCACCCCUUCGGUCUGGCUAUGACUCCCUCGGGGAAAACAGUCAAGGAUGCGACAGACCCGGAAAUCAUCAAACAGGUCUUGGACUCUGGCUGGGAAUCCGGUGGAUUCCAUUAUCAGUUCGAGACUUUGGAUGACCUUUUCACAAGCCAAGAAUCCAAUGACAUUGCCUCGGAAUAUCUUCGCCAAAAGAUUCAAGCCAUCGUCAAGGACCCCAAAACGGCAGAACUACUCUCCCCAAAAUAUCCCUUCCUAUCCAAGCGUCCGCCUUGUGGACACUUCUACUACGAGGCAUUCAAUCGGCCCAACGUCAAGCUGGUUGACAUCAAACGUGACGAUAUUGAUCUCUACGAGAAAGGAAUCCGCACCAGCUCCGGGGGCGAAUACGAGUUCGACAUGAUCAUUUUCGCUCUGGGAUUCGAUGCCGCCACUGGCGCGCUUAGUGAGAUGGAUGUCAAAGGUAUCCACGACAAAUCACUGGCGAACUUUUGGGCAAGCAGGCUUGAAACUUUCGCCGGGGUCCUUGUGCCUGGAUUUCCAAACAUGUUCUUGGUCUGUGGCCCUCACGUGCCUUUUGGAAACAUGCCAGUUGUCGUCGACAUAGAAGUGAACUGGAUCGGCAAAACCAUUGGGUAUAUGGAGAAGAACAAAGUCGCCAAUAUCAACGUCACUGAGAAAGCCGUGGUUGCAUGGUCUUCUCACCUGCAUGAAGCAUUCAACGCCACUCUUUUUGCGGAAUCUGCCACGGCAUCUGGCGCUUGGUUCGUUGGCGCAAAUAUACCAGGAAAGGCCCUCGAUAUCUUGUUCUAUUUUGGGGGUGUGCCGACUUGGACUGCUUGGCUCGACAAUGAGAGUAAGGCGGGGUGGGAAAACAUGGAAUUUCAUCCUCCCGUCGUCUCCGACACGGAGACUGAAGCUACUUCGGAUCAACACCGUAGCCAGAUAGCAGUUGGUAUUACAACAGUAGCAUGA
Molecule: messenger RNA, 1698 nt
Organism: Ilyonectria robusta
Lineage: Eukaryota; Fungi; Ascomycota; Sordariomycetes; Hypocreales; Nectriaceae
Product: cyclohexanone monooxygenase
Exons: 2
Coding region: 1-1698 (565 amino acids)
Molecular function (GO): N,N-dimethylaniline monooxygenase activity; flavin adenine dinucleotide binding; NADP binding
Source: RefSeq, a predicted model, not a curated record